AUGGGGGAGUCUAUCCCGCUGGCCGCCCCGGUCCCGGUGGAACAGGCGGUGCUGGAGACGUUCUUCUCUCACCUGGGUAUCUUCUCUUACGACAAGGCCAAGGACAAUGUGGACAAGGAGCGAGAGGCCAACAAGAGCGCGGGGGGCAGCUGGCUGUCGCUGCUGGCGGCCUUGGCCCACCUGGCCGCGGCCGAGAAGGUCUAUCACAGCCUCACCUACCUGGGGCAAAAACUAGGGGGCCAGUCCUUCUUCAGCAGGAAGGAUUCCAUCCGCACCAUCUACACUUCCCUGCACAACGAGCUGAAGAAGGUGGUGACUGGCCGCGGUGCACCAGGUGGGACCGCCCCUCACGUGGAAGAACUGCUUUCCCACCUGUCAGAGCAGCUCUGCUUCUUCGUUCAGGCCCGGAUGGAGAUCGCAGACUUCUACGAGAAGAUGUACACCCUCAGCCCGCAGAAGUUCAUCAACGCUGAAGAGCUCGUUGGCCUCUUGGACACCAUCCUCAAGAAGUACAGCUCCAGAUUUCACCACCCCAUUCUCAGUCCUUUGGAAAGCAGUUUCCAGCUGGAAGUCGACGUCCUGAGUCAUCUCCUGAAGGCCCAGGCUCAGGUCUCCGAGUGGAAGUUCCUCCCGUCUCUGGUGAACUUGCACAGUGCUCACACCAAGCUGCAGACUUGGGGCCAGAUCUUUGAAAAGCAGCGGGAGACCAAGAAACAUCUGUUUGGAGGGCAGUCUCAGAAGGCCGUUCAGCCCCCACACCUUUUCCUUUGGCUGAUGAAACUCAAAAACAUGCUUCUUGCCAAGUUUAGCUUUUACUUUCACGAGGCAUUGAGCCGACAAACGACUCCUUCAGAAAUGAAAACGUUGACUGCAAAAGCCAACCCAGACUUCUUUGGGAAGAUUUCCAGCUUCAUCAGGAAGUAUGAUGCUGCCAAUGUGUCCUUAAUCUUUGACAACCGAGGUUCCGAGAGCUUUCAGGGUCACGGCUAUCACCACCCCCAUUCCUACAGAGAGGCCCCUAAGGGUGUGGACCAGUAUCCAGCUGUGGUGUCUCUGCCCAGCGACAGGCCGGUCAUGCACUGGCCCAAUGUCAUCAUGAUCAUGACAGACCGCAUGUCCGACCUGAACAGCUUGGAGAAAGUGGUCCACUUCUAUGAUGACAAAGUUCAGAGCACCUACUUCCUAACCCGUCCAGAACCUCACUUUACCAUUGUUGUCAUCUUUGAGUCAAAGAAAUCUGAAAGAGACUCCCACUUUAUUUCCUUCCUCAAUGAGCUCUCACUUGCCCUUAAGAACCCCAAAGUUUUUGCAAGUCUGAAACCUGGCUCCAAAGGCUAGCAGGUGAUUUGUGGGAAAGGUUUUCAAGACUGGAAAUUGUGUUCUUAAUUGCUCUAAUGAUCUACUGUGGUCUAUGAUUAGAGUUUCCAUCCAUUCAUGCUUCUCCCAGAGCUAAAUUAGAGACAGAUCCUCCCUAAUUGUGUCGCACACUUUAUAAGCAAUUAAGGCCAAUUGAAUUAAGUAUCCAAAGAGUAAUCUAGGAAGUGAUCAUGACUACUGUGUAUAACCGUGGUACAGCGAAGUACUUUCAGUACUUUCUCCUAUUUUCCUGUAUUUCACGUAGACUGAAUAUUUAUUAGCCUUUGAUUUUUCUUUCCACAUGUUUUAUAUUGUUCUAAACUUUCUGUUUUAAUGCAAUUCCAAAUGCUUUCUCCUUUCCCUUCCUUCCGGGAUGAGUAAUUGGGAUAAGAUAUUAAAUGGCCUUUUCAGAA
Molecule: messenger RNA, 1769 nt
Organism: Felis catus (domestic cat)
Lineage: Eukaryota; Metazoa; Chordata; Mammalia; Carnivora; Felidae
Gene: KICS2
Product: KICSTOR subunit 2
Exons: 3
Coding region: 1-1338 (445 amino acids)
Biological process (GO): cellular response to glucose starvation; negative regulation of TORC1 signaling; protein localization to lysosome
Cellular component (GO): KICSTOR complex
Source: RefSeq, a predicted model, not a curated record